Molecule: messenger RNA, 975 nt
Organism: Dama dama (fallow deer)
Lineage: Eukaryota; Metazoa; Chordata; Mammalia; Artiodactyla; Cervidae
Gene: BAX
Product: BCL2 associated X, apoptosis regulator
Exons: 6
Coding region: 103-966 (287 amino acids)
Biological process (GO): extrinsic apoptotic signaling pathway in absence of ligand; mitochondrial fusion; release of cytochrome c from mitochondria
Cellular component (GO): mitochondrial outer membrane
Molecular function (GO): channel activity; protein heterodimerization activity; protein homodimerization activity
Source: RefSeq, a predicted model, not a curated record
UCACGUGAGAGGACGUACGCUCAGCGGGGCGCUCACGUGACCAGGGGCGUGCUGCGGCCGCCCGGGCGGACCCGGCGAGAGGCGGCGGCGGGAGCGGCGGUGAUGGACGGGUCCGGGGAGCAACCCAGAGGCGGGGGGCCCACCAGCUCUGAGCAGAUCAUGAAGACAGGGGCCCUUUUGCUUCAGGGUUUCAUCCAGGACCGAGCAGGGCGAAUGGGGGGAGAGACACCGGAGCUGGGCUUGGAGCAGGCGCCCCAGGACGCAUCCACCAAGAAACUGAGCGAGUGUCUCAAACGCAUUGGAGAUGAAUUGGACAGUAACAUGGAGCUGCAGAGGAUGAUCGCGGCCGUGGACACAGACUCUCCCCGAGAGGUCUUUUUCCGAGUGGCAGCUGAAAUGUUUUCUGAUGGCAACUUCAACUGGGGCCGGGUUGUCGCCCUUUUCUACUUUGCCAGCAAACUGGUGCUCAAGGCCCUGUGCACCAAGGUGCCCGAGUUGAUCAGGACCAUCAUGGGCUGGACAUUGGACUUCCUUCGAGAGCGGCUGCUGGGCUGGAUCCAGGACCAGGGUGGUUGGGGGCUGCCCCUGGCUGAGUCGCUGAAGUGCCUGCUGUCCCUGUCCCCAGGACGGCCUCCUCUCCUACUUUGGGACACCCACGUGGCAGACGGUGACCAUCUUUGUGGCUGGAGUGCUCACUGCCUCACUUACCAUCUGGAAGAAGAUGGGCUGAGGCCAUCAACUGCCUUGGACUUUUUCUGCAUAAAUUAUGGCAUUUUUCAAGGGGGGGGGGUGGAUUUGGGGGCCAUGGGAGUUUUUCUUACUUUUGUAAUUAUUGGGGUGGGGCAGGGUAGGGAGGAGUGGUCUUGCGAGGGUGGGUGCAAUAAACCUCUUUCGGACCACACUUCGGAGUCUGAGUCACUGGGCCCGCUUCCUGGCUGUUGCAGGACACCAGGCUUCAUGCGCUGACCCAUCUUU